This is a messenger RNA of Dalotia coriaria, 1369 nucleotides long. It is a transcript of the gene NiPp1, whose product is annotated as nuclear inhibitor of protein phosphatase 1. Gene Ontology annotation, molecular function: protein binding; mRNA binding; protein serine/threonine phosphatase inhibitor activity. The coding region runs from base 138 to 1151 and encodes 337 amino acids. Lineage: Eukaryota; Metazoa; Arthropoda; Insecta; Coleoptera; Staphylinidae. Gene Ontology annotation, cellular component: nuclear speck. The record is from RefSeq and is a predicted model, not a curated record. The transcript has 4 exons.
UAAUUGUGUUUACCGUGUUUAAAUCGCCUGCAUCUCCGAAAAUCCAAAAAUGCACUACAUUUACAAGUUAUUAUGAAUAAAACCAUUGAAAAAAAUACAUUCUCUGGCUUAUCGAUGAGUUGAUACUUUCGGCCACAAUGGCAAACCAUUACGAAGUCCCAUCUUGGGCGGGCAAACCAUCGGUAGGACUGCAUCUGGAUGUUCUCAAGGGAGACAAACUUAUACAAAAAUUAAUGAUUGACGAAAAGAAGUGCUACCUUUUCGGGAGAAAUGCGCAAAUGAAUGAUUUCUGCAUUGAUCAUGCAUCAUGUUCAAGAGUGCAUUCUGCACUGGUUUAUCACAAACAUUUGGAUAGAGCGUUUUUAGUUGACUUGGGAAGCACACAUGGAACUUUUAUUGGUUCGAUGAGAUUAGAAUCCAACAAGCCUACACAAUUGCCAAUUGACUCAAGUUUUCAUUUUGGAGCCUCAACAAGAAAUUACAUCAUCAGAGAGAGGCCACAGGCUGGAAUAAGGCCUAUUAUUGAUGAGAUUGAAAAGGCAGGGGAGGAAACUGAAGGUGGAUUGCUUGGUUUACCUGAAACUGAAACAGAAUUAGAUAAUUUAACAGAAUUCAACACAGCUCAUAAUCGUCGAAUUUCAAUGCUUGGCAUCACUGAUGACACGGAAAAACGCACUACGAAUCGUAAACGUAAACGACGCGGCGUGUCCUUCAAUGAAGAUGAAGAAAUUAUCAACCCUGAAGACAUUGAUCCUACUGUUGGUCGUUUCCGAAACCUUAUUCAGAGCACCGUCAUGCCUACAGCGCAUAAGCGCCAAAAAUUGAGCGAAUCUAUUGGCAUCUCAUCACAUAAUGACUUUAAACUUCCCAAACCUAUUCACACUACAAUUCCGCAGUUGUACCAAGAUUUACCUCCUGAAACAAAUUCAUCCACAACGACAAAUUCGAAUAUUUAUAGUUCAUUGGGCACAAGACUUGGUAUGAAUCUACCAAAUCCAGCGCCCGAUGUUGAAAUGGAACCAAACUAUGUGCCGCAAGUCGCCUUUGCACAGCCACAACAAACACCAACAGAUAGUUUAGAACCUAAGAAGAAAAAGUACGCGAAGGAAGCUUGGCCUGGGAAGAAACCAGCACCGACGUUGCUGAUGUAACUUUGGUGAAAACUUUGUACCUUGAAAUGUUCAGUUUGGUAAGUAUUUAGCGUGUCCCGAAAAAAUCACUGUAUACAUCUUUUUGUCGGUAAUUAAACAUGAUUGACAAUCGAAUGAAAUGCUAUAGAACUGAUUUGUAUAUUUUCAUUUAUUUGGUAUUUUAUAACUUCGUAUAAAGUGGAAUGAUUCAAUGUUCUGAAUAAAUGACUUGAUCGAUG